AUGGCCCCAAAGAGAAAACAAACGUCUGAAAAGAGUUCAUCAUCAACGUCCAACAACAAAAAACAAACCAAGAAAGUCAAUCACGAUGAAGAGGAAGAACCGAACCAGCCUCUUUCAUGGUUGGAAAAAUUGAACGAAGACGAGUUCUAUAUGUUGAUUCAAUUCUUGGAUGCCUCUUCAUUCCGAACACUCCCUCUUCUAAGUAGACAUGUUCAGAGAAUGUUUUCUUCUUGUUUGACCCGAUUGUUGGAUUAUGAUGAAUUUGAGAAGGUGAUGCGAACAAAGAGAGUGGAUCCAAGAAUUUCCAUGUAUUUGAUGGCAGGAGAAACCAUGAUGAAUGGUGCUUUUGUAAAGUCGUACAGAAAGGGUCGUCAGAGUUUGAACAUUGAAAUUUUCUUCAAAGCUUUGGAUCGGUUUCCUGGUGGUAAUAGCGACCAAUUUAUUUUGAAAUGGAACUUAACAUUUGAGGCCAACAAGAAGCCAUCUCUUAAGAAGGGAUCGCUCCAUAAUUGGGACGGAAUGAUUGGUGGAAACAAAAUGGCACCUCUAAAAACCAUUCGUUCCAACCUCAAUGAUUUCCUUAAAUCUGUGAUGGCCCUCUCAUUUGAAGAACCCAACAAAAGAGGCAAAUACUAUUGCACGGUCACAGAUAACCGAAGAGACCGUGAAGAAUAUGACACGAAAUGGUCAAAAGUCGAAGUGAAGGUCCAUUCUGGUGAUGAACUGGUCAUUGAUUUUGUUCAGCAAGUGAUUUAUCCCCAAUGUCGUAACUCUUCAAAGUACAAUGCACAGGAUGAGGUUGUCCCAACACCAGCCAUGACCAACAUGCUCAAGGAGUUAUGUACUUUUUGUGGCGUUACCACCCCAGAGCAAGAGAGUGAAAACAAAACCAUUUCCUCUAAGGAGAAUCCUGGAAGAGAGCUAAAGCUUGGAGAAGGUUACACGUCACUUUUGGCUUUUCUUUCUAAAUUAGAGCAAUAA
Molecule: messenger RNA, 981 nt
Organism: Naegleria fowleri
Lineage: Eukaryota; Heterolobosea; Eutetramitea; Acrasida; Naegleriidae
Exons: 3
Coding region: 1-981 (326 amino acids)
Source: RefSeq, a predicted model, not a curated record